AUCCAAUCAUAGUUCUGUUGAACUAAUACCAUUAUCACAAAGCUAUAAUAUUAAUAGGAGUUAUGGUAGUAUUUUGAACUUUUUCCAUUUUCUGAAAAGAAUUAAUGGCGAAGAUAAGAUAAAAUUAAUUUAAAAGACAAUGUCUGAUAACGAAGAUCGUCAAAGUAUUCCAGUGAACAUAAGAUAUUCUAGGGGUUUUUCAUUUUUACGUUUACAAUUACCAACUACAAAUGAAUUUAGCGGUGUGAGGAGGCCACAAAGAUCUCAUAGCCAAGGUUUUCUAACAGGUUUAUCAAAUCGUUUACCAUCAUUUUCUAUAACUGGACCAAUAUAUGAUGAUAGUCAAAUAUCAAAUAAUACCACAAACAAAAGGUUCAGUUUCGCCAAUUUCAGAAAAUUUUCAUCAUCGAACUUGCACCCUAGCGAUUCAAUGGUGUCAUUGUGCUACAGAGCCUUACACAACUAUAUUUCAGAAAACAAUCUUGAAGGUCUUCAAGGUUUUCUAGAUAAUCGCCGAGUUCUUGUGGAUGAUCGAGAUGAUAAUGGUGCCACUGCGCUGCAUUUUGCUGCAAGUAAAGGAAAAUUACAAUUUGUCACAGAGUUAAUUAAUCAUGGUUCAGAUGUGAAUGUUGAAGACAAUGAUAAUUGGACUGCUCUUAUAUGUGCAGCUAAAGAAGGCCACAUUGAUAUUUGCAUAGAACUAUUAAGUCAUGGUGCAGACAUUGAACAUAGAGAUAUGGGUGGAUGGACUCCACUUAUAUGGUGCAGUUAUUGUGGUCAUACAAAUUUAGCUAAUGUGUUAUUGGAUAGAGGCGCUGACAUAAAUGCCCAUGGAAAUUUUCAUAUAACUGCCUUAGUAUGGGCUUCUGGUAGGGGUCAUACAGAGCUAGCAUGUAAUUUAAUAGCACGGGGUGCUAAAGUUAAUGUUGGUGAUAAGUAUGGAACAUCUGCGUUAGUUUGGGCAUGUCGAAAAGGUGAUAUUGAAUUGGUCGAUACAUUGCUAAGAGCAGGUGCUAAUGUAGAUACUGCUGGAAUGUACUCAUGGACUCCAUUACUAGUAUCUGCUAUAGGAAAUCAUACUGAAGUUGUUAAUCUCCUACUUGAACGAAAACCUAAUGUUAAUGCUUUAGAUCAAGAUGGCUGCACUGCAUUAACUAUUGCAUGUAAAGAAGGAUAUUAUGAUAUUGCAAACUCUUUAUUGAACUCUGGAGCUUAUAUUAAUAUCCAGGUUAAAUUUGUAUACAAAAAUAUAUUUAAUAAUGUCAAAGGUGGACAUCGGAACAUAGUAGAAGCUCUUCUAAAAAAAUAUGCAGAUGUUGAUGUGAUGGGAAAAGAACGUAAAACAGCAUUGUAUAUUGCUGUAGAAAAAGGAAAUAUAGCCAUCAUAAAGUUAUUACUGAGUGCAAAUCCUGACUUAGAAAUUUCAACUAAAGAUGGUGAUACUGCUCUCAUGCGAGCUGUUAGAAAUCGAAAUUCUGAAGCUGUACAACUUUUAAUUGAAAAACGUGCUCGAGUGUCAGCCACAGAUAAACGUGGUGAUACUGCAUUACAUAUUGCAAUGAGAGCAAGAGCUAGAGGCAUUGUAGAGAUUUUACUUCGUAACCCAAAAAAUAGUCAAUUGUUAUACAGACCUAAUAGAGCUGGUGAAACACCAUAUAAUAUGGAUGUCAAUGCUCAAAAGCCAAUUCUAAGUCAAAUAUUUGGUUCAAGAAGAUUAAACACUAAUGAAGAUAAUGAGAACUUAUUGGGUUAUGACCUAUAUAGUAGUGCAAUGGCUGAUAUGUUAAGUGAACCCACAUUAUCAAUGCCAAUUACUGUUGGAUUAUAUGCUAAAUGGGGUAGUGGGAAGUCAUUUUUACUUAACAAAUUGAGAGAGGAAAUGAAAAAUUUUGCUCAUCAAUGGACUGAUCCGUUUUUUCAAUUUCCUUGGUUGAUAUUGGGUGUGAUUCUUCAUUUAAGUUUUGUUGCUGGAGCAUUAGUUAUUGUAUUAACCCAAUCAACAUAUUUAGCUGUUGCAACUACAGUUAUUUUGUUGAGUGCAGUUUUCAUAUUUCUAAUUAUAAUAUUUUACUGUAGCCAUAGACUGGAUUGGGCCUAUAAUUCUAUUAAUUACCUAACUCAAAAAAUGAUAACUACCAGAAUUAUUCUACAAAUAAUUUUUUGUCAUCCACCAGGAUCAAGCUGGGGUUCUACAGUAUCAGCACAACCCAUAAGAUUUUAUUUUACUGACCAAACAAGAGUGAGUAGUACAACACCCGGUGAAAGCACAAUCAUUCAAAUGAUUGGUUCCUUGUAUGAUUCUAUUGAAAAGGAUUUUGGCUCACUUUCUACUCGAUUGUAUCGAGCAUUUCGUCCAAAACCUGUGAAACAAAAUUCACCUUGGAAAUGGCGAAAACUAUGUUGUAUGCCAAAUAUAUUAUUAUUUGAACUGGCUUUUAUAUGUAGUUUGUUAGGUUCUAUUGUUAUUGCCAUUAACUAUGGAAAAAUUUCUCUUAAUGAUGAAAAUAUUUCUUUUGACCAAGCCAUUGGAAAUAUAAUACUUUUUAGCUGUGGAUUAUUUAUACUAUUUCUAGUUAUUGGUAACUUGUAUACUUUCAGUCAAUUAAUACAGUCUUUAAUAUUUUCACAAAGGAAACAAGUUAGGAGAACUACAUCUAAAUUAGAUACACUAAAAUCUGAAGGAUUUAUUCAAGCAUUAAGAUCAGAAGUAAAUUUGAUGACUGAAAUGGUUAAAUGUUUAGAUGCUUUUACUCAGCAACAAACUAGAUUAGUAAUUGUUAUUGAUGGACUUGAUUCUUGUGAACAAGAUAAAAUACUUCUCUUGUUAGAUGCUGUGCGUAUGCUUUUUUCCGAACAAAACACUCCUUUUAUUGUUGUUUUGGCCAUAGAUCCUCAUGCUAUAUCUCAGGUCAUUGAAAAUAAUAGUCGUAGAUUAUUCAAUGAUAUGAACUUUUCUGGUCAUGAAUAUUUAAGGAAUAUGGUUCACCUUCCUUUCUUUUUACAAAAUUCUGGUUUGCGAAAAGUGAAAUUGGCUCAAAAGUCUUCUCAGUUACAUAGGAAAAGUGUUACUAACCAAUUGGAUGAAUGUGGAAUAGUUCAUUCAUCAUCAACGCGAAGAUUAUCAAAUGAAUCAACCACUUUAAAACCUAUUAUGGGGUCAUCUAGUGGUUUAAGCAGAAGCAAGGGAAAUAUUAGUUCUACAAGAAACAAACUGAAAUCAAGUGAAAGUAUAGCUAGUAGUAUAGCCAGCAAUAUUCAUAGAUUGGGAGGGCCACAAGAUCUUUCUAAAAUUCUACUAACUGAUGAUUAUUUUAGUGAUGUUAAUCCAAGAAGUAUGAGACGUCUCAUGAAUAUUGUUUAUAUAACAGGACGUUUAUUAAAAGCUUUCCACCUUGAAUUUAAUUGGUAUCACUUAGCUAGCUGGAUAAACAUUACAGAACAAUGGCCCUACAGAAUAUCCUGGAUGAUUAUUUACCAUGAUACUAAUGAGGACACUAUUGAUGAUUCUAUGUCACUAAAAACACUUUAUGAAAAAGUACGGCGUCAAAUACAAGCUACCAAGGAAAUAGAUACAUUAAUAGAAAUGGAUAAAGAUGAAAAGAAACUUGAAAUUUUCUUAACUUUCCAUCGUAGCACAUUAUUAGUCAGUGACCUAAGAGUUUUUCUGCCAUUCACAAUCAACUUAGAUCCAUAUUUGAGAAAAAUAAUUAAAGAUGAAAUGCAAAAUUCUGAAGACUUAACUAACUUGAAUGGUAUAAAUCGUCCAAUAAUAACUCACAAUGAAGUUCAAGCACGGAGAAUAAACAACCAAUUACUGAAAAGACAGAAAAUUAGUGCCAAAUUGUCUAGUAAACAACAAGAAAAUCUUCAACAAAAUAUGAUAAUUCAAGAAAAUCACUCUCCCCUUUGGAAUCAAGAUCAUUUUUCUAAUCGCUGGCAUGCAACAGCUGUAGAGCUUCCAUACUUUCAACAACUUCCAACUUCAUACAUAUCAGAAGAACUUAUCAAUAUUAGAUUAUCUUCAUGUAGUGUUGAUGAUGUUUGUAAAUUGUUAACAAAAAUAAAAGAUCUGCAAGAAUCUAAUAUUGCAAAAUACACUCAAAUCAUAAAAGAAAAUAAUCUAACUGGAUGUGUAAUUUUACAUUGCAAUUUAAAUGACUUAAAAAAUGUUUUAAAAAUGAACUUUGGUGACUGGGAAUUGUUUCGUAUUGUGUUAUUAGCUUUACGUGAAAAAGAAUAUUUGAGUAAUAGUGAAAUCACCUUUAACCCUAUAGUCAAACAUUCAAGAUCAAAUAGUUCAAAAAGCAAUACUCCAGAUAGAAGAGGAAGUUCUGUAAAUAAUAGUAAUAGCAAUCAAACCACAGCAUCAAAUGAGAAUGAUUCAAAAAACAAUAAAAUCUCAUCUAUGGAAAAACAAGUAACAUUAGAAGAACAAAUGAUUUGUGGAGCUUUGCAAACCCUUAAUGAAGAAGCAUGUGAAGAUGUUAUGGAGGAAUCUGAAGAACAGGGAACAAUUACUACUGCAACAUACCUGCAAAUCCCUCAUCAACCUAUUGAUAUAAUAACAGGUGAUGGAUCUGUAUGCAGUACUGCUUCAAGUACAGAUAAUGGAGGUGACGUAGAUGUCUUUUUACUCCAAAGUUCACCACAUCAUAAUAUUGUUCAACAUCCUUUUCUAUAUGAUGGUCUCUGUUCAGCACCAAUUAAUUCUUUGAACAGUACUCCAAUAACUACUAGAAAGACUAAUACUGACUACAAAGCUUGUAUUGUUACAACUGCAAAUGAAAAAAAUGGCAAACCAUUACAUCUUAAAUCAGUCAAAAGACCUGCAUCGUUAGUUAUGAACAGACAUGAUGAAACUGAAACAGUACUAGAAACAAAAAAUCCUAACCAAGCUAAUAGUAUUAUUAAGCAUGGUAUUGCAGGUUCAGUAGGCAUGUUAAGCUGUUUAGUAGCAAGCACUAGUUGGAUACAACCACCAUCAGUAACAAUAUCUCCAGUAUGUAGCAAUGAAAAAUUGUCUACGAGUCCUCCACAAGAUAAAAGCCAUUCAUCAGCAGUGUGUGCAACUGGAAGUAGUGAUGAUGAAAGUACACCAUUAGUAUCAGAUAUGUCUUCACCUCAGUCUGAUCAUUUACAAUCAAAUGUUGAGAGGUCCGAUAAAGUUUAUACAUUUAAUGGGAUGUAUUAUAAAGAAAACUCACAACAUUCACUAACAUCACAAUUGUCAUCAAAAAGUACAGAAUCAUUACAACUGAGAUCUGAAGGAGGUGGAUGUUCUCACAAUGAAAAUAUUGAUUUAUUUUAUGAAACUAAUUUGAAUCAUUCUAUAUCACGACAAAAAUCAAUUGAUAGUAACAUUAGUGCUACAAUAACUACUUAUGACUGGAAUGAUCCAGAAACUAUGGUUUAAAAUAAAAGUCAACCUUAUCUUUCAUUAUCAAACAUAAAUUUAAAUUGAAAUACCAAGUGUUUUUUGUAGUAAUUUUUAUUUUUUUUUAUUUAAUAAUUAAUAAUUAUUUAACAAUUUUUAUUAGUUUAAUACAAAAAUUUAUGUAACAAAAACAUUAAGUGAUAUUUUUACUAAUUCAGCAAUUAUUUUUAUGUUCAGUGAUUUU
Daktulosphaira vitifoliae (grape phylloxera) is the source of this 5618-nucleotide messenger RNA. RefSeq names its product kinase D-interacting substrate of 220 kDa B-like. The transcript is spliced from 31 exons. The record is from RefSeq and is a predicted model, not a curated record. Bases 140 to 5413 code for a protein of 1757 amino acids. Gene Ontology annotation, molecular function: protein binding. Lineage: Eukaryota; Metazoa; Arthropoda; Insecta; Hemiptera; Phylloxeridae.